AUGUCCUCGUCUCCCACCUCCAACAACAUGUCCUCCUCUUCCACUUACACCAACAACUCCUCUGGCCCCUUUUCCAACUCCUGGUCCGACAUCAUCGUGCCCGCUGAUACCGACAACGAGUAUCGGAUCAUCUAUCUGCGGUCAGAGAAUGGCUCAGGUGAGCCAGAAUAUACGCUGCUCCGCGUAGAGCCCGUCGAUCCCGACAACACGAUUCACAAUGUCCGAUACCCCGAGGAAAUGUACCGUGGUCUGCUAGAUGCCACGAAGAAGUACGUGGAAUCAUCACUGGCCCUGGGCGAGGAAUGGCAUAUCGUCGGUGAAGUCUUUGAUUCCAGACUCGUUCUGACUGGGCUGGAGAUGCCGGAUUGGGAUCGGCUUUGCAGGUCCAACACGCCAUCCAAAGCUGUGCUUUUGGAAAGAGAAGGCUGCGAGAGCUUGAACGACAACAUCUCAUCAGAGGACGUGUGCGACAGAGGCUGCAGAGAGAUCUGCAACGAGAGCUUCGAAGACUCGUUCGGCUACCCAUUGGAAAGGCAACAGGCUCGGUGCAGUGCAAGACUAAUGUCCACCAAGGUGUGGGAAGCUUGGUGGAAACAGAGGCCGGAACAGCAGCUCAAAGAGGAAGAGGAGCGAGAACAACAACUCACACAGGAACUCGAACAGGAGCCACGCAGCCGAAGUGUGUCUUUCCGAAGCGCUGUCGGUACCGGUGCCAGCUCACGAAGCCAUCACUCUCAGCACACCAAGAAAAUGCUGGCGGACCAACGAGGAGAAGGCUUGGUGCUCCGAAAGGCAAACCUCGAAGCUGGAACCGUUCGGGAAGGAUGGCUGAAGCGGUUGUUUCGAAGCGUCACGAAGAUUGGUAGCGGCCCGGAGAUGGAAAAGCGGCCUCGACUAGGUCCGAUUGUGAAAGGAAGAUGGCACGGGAAGCCCAUCAAGGCUUGA
Cyphellophora attinorum is the source of this 945-nucleotide messenger RNA. RefSeq lists its product as uncharacterized. NCBI's taxonomy places the organism in Eukaryota, Fungi, Ascomycota, Eurotiomycetes, Chaetothyriales, Cyphellophoraceae. Bases 1 to 945 code for a protein of 314 amino acids. The transcript has 2 exons. The record is from RefSeq and is a predicted model, not a curated record.